Messenger RNA from Drosophila teissieri, 860 nucleotides. RefSeq names its product protein SGT1 homolog (gene Sgt1). Lineage: Eukaryota; Metazoa; Arthropoda; Insecta; Diptera; Drosophilidae. Gene Ontology annotation, biological process: protein stabilization. The record is from RefSeq and is a predicted model, not a curated record. The transcript has a single exon. Gene Ontology annotation, molecular function: protein-folding chaperone binding. The coding region runs from base 163 to 702 and encodes 179 amino acids.
CAUUUUACAUCUGGUAGCACUGCCCUUUAGUCACAUUAAUUUGCCUAGCAUUCUGGAUAAUUCCGUCAAAAAUAAACCUCAUUUAGUGGGCAAGGAGUAAACAAUUGUAGGGGAAUCUCACCCUCAAUAAUUCCCAUUUUCGAUUACCGCUGAAUCAGCAAGAUGUCCGUGCGCCACGACUGGUACCAAUCGGAGACAAAGGUGGUCAUCACCGUGCUCCUGAAGAACGCCGCCGAUAAGAACUUCGCUGUGGAGAUUUCCGAGAAGCGAGUCCAUAUGACGGCGGAUGGCUAUGAGCUGGACCUGAAGCUGCUUCAUCCCAUUGUGGUGGAGCGGUCCUCCUACAAGGCCGUUCCCUCCAAAGUGGAAAUCACCCUGGCCAAGGAGACGGGUAUUCGCUGGGAGGAUCUAGAGGAAAAGGUCAUCGUGGCUGCGCCGGUGAAGCCCAAGGCCAAGAACUGGGACCAGCUGGUCAGCGAGGAGGAGAAGAUCGACGAGAAGGAGGCUAAGGGCGAGACGGCCCUCAACAACCUGUUCAAGAAGAUCUACAGCACAUCCUCGCCCGAGGUCCAAAAGGCCAUGAACAAGUCCUUCUCGGAAUCCGGAGGCACCGUGCUCAGCACCAACUGGAAUGAGGUGGGCAAGGAGAAAGUCACCGUGAAGCCUCCAGAUGGAACCGAGUUCCGCGAAUGGGAGAAGUAGGCCAAAUAUCCAUAGUCCUUGUAUUUAUAACCAGCGAGAGAGAUUAACAGAGAAUAAUAACUAUAAUAUUCAUAUAUUUUGGGCAUUGUUGACUUGAAUUACCAAGUAAAGAGAGUACCCUAAGAAAAACAGUGGCAAUAAACGCAAAAACAGCACUA